Thyridium curvatum is the source of this 2223-nucleotide messenger RNA. RefSeq lists its product as uncharacterized. The record is from RefSeq and is a predicted model, not a curated record. Gene Ontology annotation, biological process: DNA-templated transcription. The coding region runs from base 1 to 2223 and encodes 740 amino acids. The transcript is spliced from 4 exons. Lineage: Eukaryota; Fungi; Ascomycota; Sordariomycetes; Thyridiales; Thyridiaceae. Gene Ontology annotation, molecular function: zinc ion binding; DNA binding.
AUGGAGUCGUCCGAGGAUCUCCAAAGUGCUCAGCAGCUGCAGAAAUCACGGCGCAUCGCCGACCGGGACCGCAAACGGGCGGUGAGAGCCCUUGGCCCUGGCAAUGAUGAGCUGGCGGCCCGUGUGAAGGAUCUGGAGAGACUUCUCCAGCACUACGCCGGAGACAUCAACCUCGAUCCGGAUAACCUCCGAAGUCUUGCCAUGGCUGUGGACCGGAGCAGUCCGCCGCCAGCUGUUGGCGGGACGUCUGUAUCACAGGCGUCCGACUACCUCGGGGCAGAGGAGGAGAACUUCACUAAUGACACCGACACGCCCACCUACCGCGAGUACUACCGUCCCGAGGAGCUUCAAACCGCAUCCGAUACCUUCACAUCAUUGACUGCGCUUCCUCCGCGCCAUGUUGCCGACUUUCUGGUGCAGGCCUUCUUCAAGCACGCCCAGACUAACUAUUUCUACGUCGAGCGCGGCUGGCUACUCGACAAGCUCGAUAUCGUGUACGGCAACGCCGCCAUCUUGACCCGCAGGGACGUCGGGACCGUGUGCAUGAUCUUCAUCAUCCUUGCCAUUGGCACCCAGUACGCCUAUCUCGCCUCUUCGACGAGCAGCGAUGGAGAUAACCAUACUGGUCCUUUCACCGAGGACGCGAUAGGCGUCAUGUUUUAUCAGCAGGCGUGUAAGCUAGUACCCGAUGUCAUUACGGUGUCUUCGCUGGAGAGCGUGCAGGCGUGCCUGCUCAUCGGGAUCUACACGUUGCCUCUCGACCCGUCCGGCCUGUCAUACAUCUAUCUCAACAUGGCCGUCAAGCUCGCCAUACAGAACGGCAUGCAUCGGAGAUACCUGGGCGAGGGGCUGGAUCCCAUGCUCAAGGAAACGCGGUGUCGCGUAUGGUGGACAGCGUACACUACCGAACGCUCAUCAUUCCCCAGACGUGUCGGCAUCUUCCACGGACGGCCGAUAUCAAUAGCGAGCAGCGACGUCGAUGCCGAUAUGCCAGUCGAGCGUCUGGAUCUCUGGCCAUCCUCCACACCGAGCCAGAUCCCAGCCAUGCUCGCCACCCUUCAACUCCACAGCCUCCUGAGCAGGAUAGCGCAAGAGAUCUCGGGCCUGAAACCCCAAUCCAGGCACAGCACAUUCGACACCCUCGCGCGACUAGUCGACCUUAAAAACGACGUGCACAAAUGGUGGGACGCACUCCCUGAGGCACUCUGCCGCAAAGACAUCACAUCCUCGCCACAACCGUACCCUGUCACCCGCUCCGAGAUACACUUGCGGCUCGAAUACUGCCUAGUCCGCAUGUUCGCCGGCCGCCCUUUCAUCUUCCUCCGCGUCCCCACCCAGAGCAACCCCAGCGCGUCCAGCUCGCCAGCCACACAGAUCCAGCCACAGAGUCGACAGACCGAGACACCGGGUCAACCACGACAACAGCAACAAGAAGCCGCCACCCCGCAGCGCAGAGCAGACUCCAGGUCCGCCCUGGUCGCAGACUGCGUCGAGGCCGCCCUUGAGGUCAUCGACACGUGCAAGGUCCUGCGCGCCGGCGUCCGCGCCGCGCGCGCCUCCUACACCGAGUUCAGCUCCUGCCGCGUGGCCCUGCUCGUCAUCAUCACGCAGUGCCUGCGCAGCCGCACGGACCGCCUGCGCCAGUCCCUGCGGGACGGCAUCGCCGUCAUCAAGAUCAUGUCCGCCGGCGGCGAGUCCGCCCGCUCCGAGGUCUCCCUCAUCGAGGUGUUUGAGCGCGCCAUCGCGCGGCUGGACGCCGCGGAGGAGGGUGGCGCUGGCAGUGGGGCUGGGCCCGGGGCCGAGUCCGACUACGCGCGGUUCAAGAAGUGGGAGAUGCUGUGGCAGAACGACUCGCCGUCGAGCAGUGCGGUGGUGGGCGAGAGCGUGUUCGGCGGGACGCGACGGCCCGGCGGCGGCGGCGGUGGCAGCGGGAGUAGCUUCGACAGGGUCAUGUCCGACAUCGCGUCCGGGCCGAUCCCGCCACCGCCUCUGAUGACGUACGGAGCGAGAGGCGGGGGUGUCAAUGGUGGGGACUACGCGCGCGCCGGGACAACGCCGAUGCAGGUCAUGACACCUACCGCCGCGCCGCCGCCGCCUCUGGACUGGGACUUCGCAUCGUUCCCUCAGACGAUGGAUCAGUUCUCAAGUCUUUUUAGAUCUUCGUUUGGUCCCAGCCCUGAUAGGAUCGGGGGUUCGGAAGGGAAUAUGUGGAUGGGAUACUAA